Molecule: messenger RNA, 2526 nt
Organism: Leptonychotes weddellii (Weddell seal)
Lineage: Eukaryota; Metazoa; Chordata; Mammalia; Carnivora; Phocidae
Source: RefSeq, a predicted model, not a curated record
GCGCGCAGGUUGGCCACCCAGCCGUGGACGUCGCGGCCCGCGCCCCGCUCGAACGCUGGUGCCGAAGGCACGGGCGGCGGUGGCCGUCGGACGAGAUGCUGGGCGCGGCUGGGCACUGCACUCCCCGUACCUUCUGGCUUUCGGGUUUCCAAGCAAAGAUUUGCAAGCCUAAUAUGUAAACUAGACAAUAGCCAGGAAUCCCAUUACUUCAUCCUCUUCUGCUGCUUCUGCCUCUAAGGUACGAGUGCGUCCACCCGGCCCCAUGUGAAAGCCGCUAGCUUAAAGCGUGUCCUGAAGUUGACCAGAUAGCUCUGUCAGACUCAGCCAUACAAAGGAACAAAGUCCUGACACAUGCUGCAGCAUGGAUGAACCUUGCAAAUAUGAAUGACGUCCGUCCGACAGAUAAGCAGAAACGAGCUUCGCACGUCCAGAAGCAGAGCCAGGAGGCAGAUCCCAGCGGCACACCCCCACAGACACAAGUGCUUUCAAGGUGGGAAUCUCUGACUCUUGGAUCCUGAGCAGCUGGCUCCUCUUGACCCCUCACCCCAGGAGAAAGGACCAGGGUGGCAAACGUCCAGAGCCUUGGAGAUAGGCCUAAGCCUGAUUCUGGAUUCUUCCCAGAGGCCCUACUCUGCUGCUACCCACGCCUCGCCUUACAGAUGUCUUCCAACCAAAACUGAGGCCACAUGGUCUGAAGACAAAGAGAUGCCCACCCUGUCUCAUCUGCUUCCUCUCCUGACCCCUGUCUCUCCAGAUGCCUUCGACUCCUGAGCAGCCCUCUGGGCACACGGAGGGACUCCCUACAUCAGAGCUGGGUUCGUGGCCCCCACUGCCCUGCGGGCCCUGCAUCCCCAUCAUGCUGGCCCUGGCCUCCCUCUCUGCACUCUUCCUCCUAACAACAGCCGUGUUGGCCGAACGCCUGUUCCGCCGCUCACAGCACCCAGACCCCAGCACCCAUGCACCCACCCUGGUCUGGCGCCCCGGAGGAGAACUGUGGAUUGAGCCCAGGGGCACCCCCCGAGAGCGCUCCGAGGACUGGUACGGAUCUGCGGUCCCCUUGCUGAUGGACCAGGCCCCAGACCCCCCCAUCCCCGGGGGCACCUUGGAGGCCCACGCAACAGCCCCACCUGCCCCUUUAGCCCCACUCUCCCCGUCCGGCUCCUUGGUCCCCCGCACCCCACCCAGGGCCCCAGCCCGCAGCACCUUCUGGGGGCCUCAGGCCUUGAACGAGAGGCCCUGUGUCCCGGGCUUGGUGAGCUGGGCUGAGUCGGAACAGAGGCCAGAGGCCAACGUGUACUUGGGGAGCCCCCAGGCCCAGAGGCAGCGACUAGGAAGCCCUGACCCUGAGUGGGGCCUCCAGCCUCGGGUGACCCUGGAGCAGAUCUCCGCUUUCUGGAAGCGUGAAGGUCGGACCAGCGUGGGGUUCUGAAUCCCCAGGGCCUGGAGGAUUGGCCUCCCAAAGACCCCUGAGGAAGGCCCUACCUCAGAGAGUCUCUCCGACGCCUUAAGGCCCUGAAGCUCCAGCCCAGGAACCCAAGCUGAUACUUGGGCCCCUGGGGAAGAAUGCCGCACACCCGCCGCCAGCCUUUUACAUCUGGAUUUCAAUUCCCUGGAUCUGGGGCCAGGGGGGCUCCGUGUGGACAGAGCCGGUGCUCCAGAGGAAGCCCAGAGGUGCCUCUCUUUGGCUGCCCAGGCCUGCGGCACAGAGAAUUGGGGAUGGGGCCGACUCUGGGCCAGAAGCCACCAAAAUCACGUUGCAGAUUAAGAUCUCAAGGUACCAGAGAGGCAGAAAAUAGCAUCAUCACUGAGGCUUCCACCUUCCUUGUGCACCUAAGAUGCUGGGAUCCGAGUGCGGGGGUCCCGUGGAUGCUGAAGAACAGGCUGAGUGUGGAUGACGAAGGUCAGUCCCGCCAGCAGGAGGGGACAGGAAGCCAGCCUCCCAGAGCCACAGAUCAUGCCUCCAGGAAAACUAACACAGAGGUCAAGACCAGGCAAAGGAGCGUCUUAUUACACCUCAACUGUGGCUUUGACCCCCAACUUGCAACAGGGACUUGGUCAGCCAAACUGGAGAGGCCCCUUCCUUGCCUACAGCUGGGACCUCGCGUCAAUGGCAGGCAGCCCUCCGACUCUGACCCCCUGCAGGGGGAGGGAGGCCAGCCAAGGAGAUGUGAGUUUGAUCCAAUACGGAAAGGAACACUGUCCCAGGGCAGAGCGGCUCCUAAUAUGCGGCCUCUGGCCACCUUCCCUCCCAGCUUGCUGGAUCAGUCCAGAGAGACAGAUUUGCCGCAAGGCAGGCUUAUUUAUAAAGCUCCAUCCUGAAGAAAUGGAGCCCAGAGAUGUCCUUGGCCCUACAGCCAUCUGUCUGAGCUGAUCUCCUCUCUGGGAGAGGAGCUAGGAGCUGGGGAGAGGGGAAGGGGUUUCCGUUCCCAGGGGUCCGACUUCCCCAACUUCACUCAUGAAUGUUAGGAUUUUUGUCGGACCACUUUACCACCCCUGUACUAUUCUUUACUUUAUAUUUUUCUUUAA